Messenger RNA from Closterium sp. NIES-65, 696 nucleotides. The record is from the annotation of a GenBank genome assembly. Lineage: Eukaryota; Viridiplantae; Streptophyta; Zygnematophyceae; Desmidiales; Closteriaceae.
AUGUGCCUGUUGCUGCCCGUGCCUGUGCUGCCCGUGCCUGUGCUGCCUGUGCCUGUUGCUGCCCGUGCCUGUGCUGCCCUGUGCUCCCUGUGCCUGUUGCUGCCUGUGCCUGUGCUGCCCGUGUCUGUGCUGCCCGUGCCUGUGCUGCCCGUGCCUGUGCUGCCUGUGCCUGUUGCUGCCCGUGUUUGUGCUGCCCUGUGCUGCCUGUGCCUGUUGCUGCCUGUGCCUGUGCUGCCCGUGCCUGUGCUGCCCGUGCCUGUGCUGCCCGUGCCUGUGCUGCCUGUGCCUGUUGCUGCCCGUGCCUGUGCUGCCCUGUGCUGCCUGUGCCUGUUGCUGCCUGUGCCUGUGCUGCCUGUGCCUGUGCUGCCCGUGCCUGUGCUGCCCGUGCCUGUGCUGCCUGUGCCUGUUGCUGCCCGUGCCUGUGCUGCCCUGUGCUGCCUGUGCCUGUUGCUUCCUGUGCCUGUGCUGCCCGUGCCUGUGCUGCCCGUGCCUGUACUGCCCGUGCCUGUGCUGCCUGUGCCUGUUGCUGCCCGUGCCUGUGCUGCCCUGUGCUGCCCGUGCCUGUGCUGCCCUGUGCUGCAUGUGCCUGGUGCUGCUCGUGCCUCGUGCUCGUGCCCUCGUGCGCUCUGCUACAGUCUGCGCCCUCGUGCGCACUGUUUCUCCUCUCUCCCCCCCCCCCCGUUUGCGGCGGUGUAG